AUGUUUCCUAACCUCGUUCUGUCCCGUGCCUGUCUGUUUACUCUCAUACUGACCCUGGUUCAACAUGUCGGCAUCACAGAAGCCAAUCACGAACGGGUUUGCGACUACAGAAGCCGACCACACGAUAAUGGUCUGUGCGGGUCAAAUUUAGCGGACAUGUUGAGGCUGUUGUGCUCGAUGAAUAGUAACCACUUCACAAAAUACAUUGUCAAAAGGCAGACAGAAAAAUCUCUGGAUGACAGUUUAAGAAACAUAAUGCUAAACAAAAAGGAUGCUUUGUCCUACCUGGCCAAAAGAGAGACAUCAGGAUCUAUAAUAUGUGAAUGUUGUUACCAUCAGUGUCAUGUGAUGGAGCUCUUACAGUACUGUGACUUGCCAAGUGUCAUUACCAACUACGGAGGACGACAAGCAAAUAAUAGACGAGCAGCACUGACAAGUUAA
Candidula unifasciata is the source of this 441-nucleotide messenger RNA. Lineage: Eukaryota; Metazoa; Mollusca; Gastropoda; Stylommatophora; Geomitridae. The record is from the annotation of a GenBank genome assembly.